Molecule: messenger RNA, 2800 nt
Organism: Sclerotinia trifoliorum
Lineage: Eukaryota; Fungi; Ascomycota; Leotiomycetes; Helotiales; Sclerotiniaceae
Source: the annotation of a GenBank genome assembly
GGACACAACAAUCAGCCUCACCUGGAUAUGAAUACAACAGAAUGUAAACCCUACGAGAACAAAUCUUAUACAUAUGUAACCUUGUCAUGAUAUUCCGAAAAGGACGUAUCUUUUAAUGGUUCUGGUUCUGAAAGAACCCCAACGUUCUGCUUCGUCUCCACACUUACACAGUUGUGUGCUGCGUCGAUUUCUCCUCAGCCCUUUGGAAGGGCGCCAAUUCACAUUUUAUCCCUCGCAAUGAAUCAAUCGGAGGAGAAAACCCCUGGUCAAAAAGUGUCAAAAGUUUCGUAAGUCUCAAUUGGUGAUGUGGUCGUACACAAUGGCUAAAACCCUCAUAGAUGUGAGAGGUGCCGGUACAGGAGGGUGAGCUAUUUCAGUGAUGUUAUCCUCGCAAUUGUAUCAAUGUCUGACCAUAAAAUGCCAGAUAAGAUGCGAUCGCAUGCAGCCAUGCCCUGCAUGCCGGAAAGGAAAUCAUGAGUGUGUUUAUCCUCAAUCGGAAAAGUCGAGGUGCGUUCCUGUGCAGCCACUAAACCAAAAUUUCUCUAACUCCAUUCCGUUUUCCUGAGUCUAGACCAGUCCCAAAAGGCUACGUACAAGCUUUGGAAGGGCAAAUAGCCUCUCUGGAACUGUUCAUCACCAAACUUGUCGCUGCAGAUGCUUCCAAGCGAGACGAAAUGUUGGCUAAUUUCAGCGCUUCUACGAAUCACCUGAGUCUACAGUGGAAGCAAUCAUCUGCUUUACCAAAAUCCGACCCAUUAGACACUCCGAAUAUCCCAAUACGUCCAAGGACUGGCCAUCUGAGAAAACUUAAGGACGGUAAUUCGGCUGAAUUUUAUGGUGCGACCAGCUUUUUCCAGAUUAAUCCGUCAGAGUAUCCAGAUGAUACUACUACGCCUACUUUACUACCACAGUCCGGAAUCACUUCGCCAAUUUUGUCACAAACAUCGAUUGUUGCAGGUGGCUACAUGCAAGAGCACUUAGCUUUUUCUCCUCGAAGCGAUAUUUGCAAAUACCUAAUGAGGAUAUUCUUCCGACAUCAAUACCAAUACCACAUGUGCUUGUAUCGGGAAUAUUUCCUAAGAGACUUCGAUGCUGGUACCGGACCAUAUUACUCAGAUCUUCUCAUGUAUGCCAUCUGUUCGAUGGGUGCUCUUGCUAGCGAGAGCACAGCCCAAAGGGAACUUUCCGAUAUGUUCUCCAAUCGUGCUCAAGAACUUUUAUAUGGAUUUGCACUCGAAUCCCCAAAUCUCACAGCUUUACAAGCUCUCAUACUUCUUGGUCACCGAGAAAUUGGACAUGGGAAAACUUCAAAAGGGUGGCUUUUUUCGGGCAUGGCUUUUCGUAUCGCCCAUGAAAUGGGGCUACAUCUUGAUCCUACUAAUUGGAAAGGUUCUAAUAACUCCUGGAUUGACAGGGAAAUAUUACGUAGAACCUAUUGGGCUGCCUUUGUAGCAGAUAAGCAGUUGAGUCUCUAUUUUGGAAGACCACCUGCUCUUUACCCUGGAGAGUCAGAUGUCCACGAUACUGUACGAAUUCCUUACCCACCAGAAUGGAAGUCUCUUCUCAACAAAUACAUUAUGCCAGGCACGUCGGAGACUACAUAUGAGGAUGGCCUUACAUUAGUCGCUUCAUGGGUUCAUCAGAUUGAGCUUUGCAAGAUCUUACAUGGAAUGAUCACGAAAGUCUUCGAGAAUAGAAACUUGAAUACUGAUCCGACGAUCCUCGCGACCUCGAUUAGAGAAGUAGAUGUAGCCUUGACGAAAUGGCUUAAAGAUUUACCAGCGAAACUUCAGUGGUCAAGAUGGGAUGUGGCCGACGUGCCCCCUUUUGUCCUUCAUCUGCAGUAGGUCCGACAUGUGAGUGUUUGUUGAGAUUUACUAACACCUAAUAAGUAUGCAAUAUCAUACGGCGAUGAUAAUUCUUCACCGUCCACCGAGAGCUGCUUUUAAAGAACCGGGAAUUGGCGAGACUGAAGAUGUUCAAAUAUGCUACGAGUCAUUGGAUAUCAUCAUGAAACUCCUCCGAAUGCACUCUAACAACCUUCAAAACUAUCCCUAUAUGCACCUACCUAUUACGUUUGUCCACACACUUGCAUCAGCCGCAAGUAUCAUAUUGAUGAGAAGAUACAUCAAAGGUUCUUCUUGGAAGGAGCCAAUAGUGUCAAGAUCUUUGGAUCAAAUAUUAGAAGCCGUGAAUAGCGUAUCGUUAACAUGGACAUGCGCAAAUCAAGUCCGAGAUGUCAUUACCUCUGCUAUUAAAAAACCAUCAGAAGAAGAUCCUCAAAAUGCCUCUCCAAAGGAAUUUGAUCUGAUGGCGGCCCUUAUCGAUCCGGGAGUUGACAGCACGACUUCACUGGACGGUGUAGACUGGGAUAAUCUUGCGAUGAACGAUACUGAUUUUGAGCUUUUCAUGGAGAACCAUUUCGCUGUCGAUUUUUCAACAUGUUCUGAUGGAUCUUUUCCGCAGGUAUGAUUUUUAACUAUGACACAACAUUCUAGUCAUUGCGCUGCCUACUCAAUCCCCCGGUGACGGGUGAACGGAUGUCAGAAAUAUUUCGACUUCAAUUAUCAAGGCGAAAAUGCCCCUUCAUUCAUUUCUAGAUUUCAGAAUAUGAAUGCACGCAUUGUAGGUCAAUAUAUGGUCUUUCAUGGAUAUCAAAAUACAUUUCUUCAUGUAUUGUUAUUAUUCAGUUAUCUUCCCGACAAGAUAAACAUUAUUUAUGGGGUUCGUAGAUGUGGGACCGCAUGGCACCAACGGAGUUCCUCCACCGUUGGCGCAUCAUCAGUCACACGAAGUAACU